CCUCCAAUCAUCCAUGUCCUCUUCAGAAUCUGCACCACUGCUCGGAAACGGUUGUUAUACAGAACAUGGUAGAAACCUUCCCUUUCAAACUCUCAACUGCAUGAAAGGCGAGGGUGCCGGUGAGCCAUCAUGGGAAGAAUCGUUCAAGUUCUUUAUUUUUGGGUCAUGGCUCAAUAUCCUACUCAUAUUUGUACCUCUGAGCGUCAUCUCACACAACAUGAACUGGGACGGUGGCCUUGUAUUUUUGUUUAGCUUUAUGGCCAUCAUACCCUUGUCUAGGCUGUUGGGCGAGGCAACAGACCAGUUGUCGGUCAAAUUAGGAGAAACUAUGUCGGGUCUCCUCAAUGCAUCCUUUGGGAAUGCGGUAGAAAUUAUCGUCGGCGUUGCUGCUUUACUCAAUGGUCAACUACGAAUUGUUCAGAUGUCUAUGAUUGGAUCGAUAUUGUCAAACAUAUUGUUCGUCCUUGGUUGUUCGUUUUUCGCCGGUGGAUUAUAUCAUACACAAGGAUUGUUUAAUGGUACUGGAGCUCAGGCAUCUGCAUCCCUUAUGACGCUGUCAUGCAUCACACUUGUUGUUCCUGCGGCCUAUACAAGUACCACAGAAACUGGAAUGGAGAAUCAUUGUGGUGAUCCGGAUAAAUGUCCCACUGCGGGUCUUCUCUUUAUCUCCAGAGGAACCGCCAUAUUGCUCCUAGGGGUGUACUGUGCCUACCUUUGGUUCCAGUUAAAAUCUCAUCCCAAUCUCUUCAUUGCUCCUUCACCUAAGGAUGAACAAAACAGUGAUAUAACGGCGGCAUCGUCGGAAACGGACGAAACGGAACCUCGCAUGGGAACAGCCGCUGCUGGUGUUGCACUUGUAUUGGUCACUGUCGUCAUCGCAUUUUGUGCUGAGUAUCUGAUCACCUCCAUUGAAGAAACUACAGCCCGCUAUUCCAUCUCGAAGGCCUUUAUUGGUGUUAUUUUGUUGCCAAUCGUGGGAAAUGCCGCAGAUCAUCUCACUGCAGUCUGGAUGGCAACGAAGAAUAAAUACGAGCUUACCAUCACCAUUUGCGUUGGGAGUUCGAUUCAAAUUGCCUGCCUCGUAGUGCCGCUUCUUGUGAUCGUGGGUUGGAUCGUUGACCAGCCCCUGACGUUGCACUUCCACAACUUCGAGACAAUCAUCUUCUUUGUAUCUGUCUGCCUGGUCAAUCUAUUGCUCAUGGAUGGAAAAGCCAACUAUCUCGAAGGUCUUAUGCUUCUUAGCCUCUACUUUGUCAUCGUACUCGCAUUCUGGGUGGCUUGAGAUACCAUCGAUGACAUGGAAGACACAACACACAAGUAUCGGUACCAUCCAGAACCGCGGCAACACCCUGAUGGCUGCCAAUAUGUUUCAUAAUGAUACAAGACUUGAAUCAAGAUUUUGACGUUCGGUGAUGUUUAUACCUAUCUUGAGAGCCUCAUAGACACACAUACGUAUUCAUCGCUCGCAGCAGGUGCCACAUAUCCAAGUACUUGGAGUAGCCAUGCAUACAGCGACUCGUAAUUAUUACCUACGCAUUGAAACAUUAAUGAUCCUUCUUGGUGGCCACGUAAUACCC
Messenger RNA from Suillus bovinus, 1577 nucleotides. RefSeq names its product calcium proton exchanger. Gene Ontology annotation, molecular function: calcium:proton antiporter activity. Gene Ontology annotation, cellular component: fungal-type vacuole membrane. The record is from RefSeq and is a predicted model, not a curated record. Lineage: Eukaryota; Fungi; Basidiomycota; Agaricomycetes; Boletales; Suillaceae. Bases 14 to 1282 code for a protein of 422 amino acids. Gene Ontology annotation, biological process: intracellular calcium ion homeostasis; calcium ion transmembrane transport. The transcript has 17 exons.